This is a messenger RNA of Mugil cephalus (flathead mullet), 2220 nucleotides long. RefSeq names its product tripartite motif containing 13 (gene trim13). NCBI's taxonomy places the organism in Eukaryota, Metazoa, Chordata, Actinopteri, Mugiliformes, Mugilidae. Bases 568 to 1893 code for a protein of 441 amino acids. The record is from RefSeq and is a predicted model, not a curated record. Gene Ontology annotation, molecular function: zinc ion binding. Gene Ontology annotation, biological process: positive regulation of canonical NF-kappaB signal transduction; positive regulation of macroautophagy; innate immune response. The transcript has 2 exons.
UAUAACCCCGAGCCAAGAGAAAGUGAACUUUGGGGGGAAAUGCAAGGGGUUAGGUUAAAUGCUGAAUGCGCGACUCAAGAGAGCUGCAUCAGAGGUUUGAUUUCAGCCCGUAUGCUGAAAGCUUAUGCACAAUAGUUAGUUUGUCUCCGUUUCUAUUCACACGCGGGGACACAGAGGGACACGGCUUAGGAGUGUACUUUUCAAAUAUAACAGUUUAAUGCAGCUGUGCAGCGUCGCGUGUUUUGCAGAUGCACAUAUUGACAAGUGGGGACGCGGUCCGGUGUAAAAACACGUGAUGCCAAGUUGGGACUAAAACCUAGUUGACAGUUUUUCACGCUGUAAUGUUUUGCAUAGCAACAGCCCCUCCCCCAUCCGAGCGGCAGGGACCGUCUGCAAGUUACCCAACGAGGACAGAAACGUAAACCCCCCUACGCUUAAAGCGGAGCUGUCAUAUUACUUAAAAUAUCAGCGGCUAUUAUGUUUUCACCGAUAUAUCACACACUCUCAAUUAUCCGUGCUUAAAUACAGACGCGGAGGUAUAUUUUAGAUUUUCUGUGCGCCACUGAAAUGGUUAACUCUAUACCCGGAAAGGGCGAAGUCUGCACAGCAACAAGCGCCAUGAUUGCGUUGCACUGUGCGUCUCAGCAGCUGCACCGAUCUGACGCCUGGGUGAUGUGUUUGCAGGACGCAAUGGAGCAGCUAGAAGAGGAACUUACAUGCCCAGUCUGCUGCGGUGUCUUCGAGGACCCGCGGGUUUUGCUGUGUUCACACAGCUUUUGCAAGAAAUGCUUGGAGGGACUCUUGGAGGGACACCGAGGUGCAGGUUUCAGACCACCGCUCAAAUGCCCCACAUGCCGCAAAGAAACCCCCCAAAACGGCGCAAACAGCCUGCAGGUGAACUACUCUCUGCGCGGAAUAGUGGAGAAGUUCAACAAAAUAAAGGUUAUGCCGAGGAUGUCCGUCUGUAAACAGCACUGCGGCCAGCCUCUUAACAUAUUCUGCGCCACUGACAUGAAACUCAUAUGUGGAUUUUGCGCAACGACGGACGACCACUGUGGGCACAAAUUCAGCUCCUUGGAGGACGCGUACGAACGGGAGAAAGAGACAUUUGAAGAGCUGCGUCGUGAUGUGGAGAGCUGGCAGAGCGCAGAUACCCUGUCCUGCCUGGAGACACUACAAGCCAGUAAGAAAAAGGCGCUCCAGUCUGUGACCAAGGACGCGGAGAAGGUAGAAGACUACUUCGACAAACUCAUCAGUUCCCUCGAUUGUAAAAAGAACGAGAUCCUGUCCGAUUUCGAAACACUAAAGCUGGUGGUGAUGCAAAAAUACGACCCGGAGAUCACUAAGCUGAGCGCAGCGCUGGAUGAGCAGAAGCGGGCGCUCAGCAUCGCCGAGGCUUUCAAGAGCAUCUCCGACCCCCUGUGCUUUCUGCAGCAGAUGCAAGAGUUUCGAGAGAAGGUGGGGGUCCUUAAACAGACUCCACUGCCCUCUCGGAAAGGCAUGGACGUCGGUCCACUCGUGCACAAUUUCGAUGUUAAAAAGUGGGAUUCACUCAGGCUCCGAGAAGUGGACAAGAUCUCCGUCCCCCACGAGAAUGGCUCGUACAGGACGGGGGGCUCGCGGAUGGCAGUGUCCAAACGGAUCGUCCUAUUUGCGGGUUUAUUACUGUCAACACUAUUCCUGCUGCUGUCGCCGCACAACGUAUCAGCCGAGUUAACCUCGAAGAUUGAUCCUGUCCUCUCUCUAGUUUCGUCCUAUGUCAGCCACGGUGCUGUGUACUUGCAUGAAAUGAAUGACAUGUGCGCCACUUUGAUGUACGCUGGUCAGGAAAGUAUGUGGAAAUUUAUUGACUCCGCUGUUCACUUUAUUGGUAGUUGUAAGUUAUCUAAUUAGCCUGUGACAUCUCACAGCUGAAAAGUUCCACUGACUGACUCAGAAGCACACAGCCAGUGUUUUUAAGAGAGCACCAGUUUGUUUACUAUGUCCUUUAUUUUUGCCUUUUUUGAUCAAGCUGCAGCCUCAGUGAAGCCAUACAAUCAAACUAAAUCCUUAAAUCCUCAAAGGUUGUAUCCUACACUUACAAUCGCUAACUCUCAAACUCACACUAUUUCCACGAAAUCUGAAAUAUAUUCCUUUAUAUAUAUAUAUAUACACACAAUGACGAUUUUUUUAUACUUGUCCAAGAUGAUCUUGACAAAUAAAACCGAGCGAUCUCAGUCA